Messenger RNA from Leptopilina boulardi, 537 nucleotides. RefSeq lists its product as uncharacterized. The coding region runs from base 151 to 420 and encodes 89 amino acids. The transcript has 3 exons. The record is from RefSeq and is a predicted model, not a curated record. NCBI's taxonomy places the organism in Eukaryota, Metazoa, Arthropoda, Insecta, Hymenoptera, Figitidae.
GUAUGGAAGCACCUUAAAGAACAAAAAAUUGGGAUCUGAAGAGAAGUCUUCACAUUCGUGUUUUAAAUAAUCAAGUGAUUAUUUAAUUAAAGAUUAAAUUUUGUUAUAAAUUAUAAACAGUAGUUCUAAAUUGUUCAAUUUUUUUUCAAAAUGUUGCAAGCAGCCAGACAUGUUAUUCGAAAAGUAUCUCAAAAUGGAGUUCGCUAUUCAUCUCAUGGAAAAAUAGAUCCUAGACGACCUCAUAUGAAUGAGCUUCCAAUUCCUCAAGGAUGCUGGCAACAAAAUUAUAAUGAAAAACAAAAAACAUAUAAUAUGCAAUUAGUAGCAGGCCUAGCAGUUUUGUCUGCUACUAUUGGAUAUAUAGUACAAUCAGAUCAAUUUUUCUUCAAUGCAUUUCCACCAAAACUACCAAAAGAAUAAAUGGAGGAUUACAAUUUUUUCUUUUUUUCACAGUAAUAAUAGUUGUGUACUUUCUAUAUAAAUAUAAUGAAAAUAAUGUUCUACAAUUGUUGUCAAUAAAUUAAAAUUACUAGAUUA